Molecule: messenger RNA, 483 nt
Organism: Eubalaena glacialis (North Atlantic right whale)
Lineage: Eukaryota; Metazoa; Chordata; Mammalia; Artiodactyla; Balaenidae
Product: sperm acrosome-associated protein 5-like
Exons: 4
Coding region: 1-483 (160 amino acids)
Biological process (GO): fusion of sperm to egg plasma membrane involved in single fertilization
Cellular component (GO): acrosomal vesicle; sperm flagellum
Molecular function (GO): lysozyme activity
Source: RefSeq, a predicted model, not a curated record
AUGCAGGCCUGGGACACUAUGAUGGUGACCCUGGCCAUGCUGAUGCCUGCCACUGUGGAUGCCAAGAUCUUCGAACGCUGCGACCUGGCAAUGAAGCUGGAGGAGGCGGGCCUCAAUGGCUUCAAGGGCUACACCAUUGGAGACUGGAUGUGCAUGGCACACUAUGAAAGUGGCUUUGACACCUCCUUCGUGGACCACAAUCCUGAUGGCAGCAGUUCUUAUGGCAUUUUCCAGCUGAACUCCGCCUGGUGGUGUGACAAUGGUGUUACACCUACCCAGAACCUCUGUCACAUGGAGUGUCAUGAACUGUUCAACCGCCAUAUUCUGGAUGACAUCAUGUGUGCCAAGCAGAUAGUGUCCUCACAAAAUGGUAUGAAUACCUGGGAUUCUUGGAGCCAGCACUGUUCUGGCCAUGAUUUAUCUGAAUGGCUCAAGGGGUGUCAUAUGUAUGCAAAACCUUACACAACAGAAAUUAAUUCAUGA